This is a messenger RNA of Penicillium macrosclerotiorum, 1602 nucleotides long. Its product is annotated as glycosyl hydrolase family 79 C-terminal domain-containing protein. NCBI's taxonomy places the organism in Eukaryota, Fungi, Ascomycota, Eurotiomycetes, Eurotiales, Aspergillaceae. The transcript is spliced from 4 exons. The coding region runs from base 1 to 1602 and encodes 533 amino acids. The record is from RefSeq and is a predicted model, not a curated record.
AUGCUUUUUACAUUAAUCACUGGAGCUGCGAUAGCAGCUGCAAUGCCGACAAAUGUUGGCAGCUCAUCAUCUAGGGUGACUGUAAACAAGAAUGUACCGCAAUCCGCUGGAGCAGCAAUUCUUGCUCCAUUUGUUUCCUUCUCCAUCGAGUUUUCAUCCUUUCCCGAUUUUGCAGGCAACAAAUCCAAACCUAAUGGAUUUUCAAAUCAGCUCCUUGACAACCUUGCUGACCUACAAGGAGUGAAGCCACAUAUCCGAGUCGGCGGUAAUACUCAAGACUUUGCACUAUAUGAUCCAAACUUGAAGACCCAAAUCAAUGGCACUGUAGUACCAAGUGUGUCUGAAGAUUACCCUUACAUUAUAUCCAUUGGGCCUUCAUAUUUUGAGGCAUACUCUACUUGGCCUGGUGUCAAAUUCAGUCAUGGAUUUAACUUGGGCAAGAACACAAGUGCUGCCUACGACACAUUGAUUGCUACCGUCCCCUUAGCCUGCAAAGCUCUCAGGAAGGACAACUUUGCCUAUUGGGAAUUGGGAAAUGAGCCCGACUUGUUCACCGGAGCUGUUCGACCCUCUGGGUGGAAUGAAGAAGACUAUGUGGCUGAAUGGUUGAACAAAACACCCAUUAUCAAAGCUCAGAUUGCCAAGGCUUGCCCUGAAAUGACAUCGAAUGCGGCAUAUAAAUAUAUUGCGCCAUCGUUUGCAGGAUUAACCAAUGAUUUAGAUCCGAUCGAGACAUGGGAUAAGGGGCUGAAUCAAAACCAAGAUAUUGGGAUGAACUCAAUGCACAACUACAUGGGCGGCGCUGAUUCCCCCGGAGUCACUCUUGCUCAUACUCUGAUGAACCAUACUGCGGUUGUCCACAGCGUCUCUCAGCAUGCCAACCUCGCCCGUACGCUGAGCCAGAAAGGCCUUACUAAAGAUAGAGAUAUCCCAUACAUCCUGGGCGAGAUGAACUCCCUCUACCACCAAGGCAAACCGGGUCUCUCGAACUCCUUCGGCGCCGCACUCUGGGGCGUCGAUUUUAAUCUCUACUGCGCCUCUCAGAGCAUUCACCGCACCCACAUGCACCAGGGGACAGAUUACCGCUACGCGUCAUGGCAACCAGUACAAACCGACAAGACCACCAUCGGUACUAAGGCUCCGUACUAUGGCAACGCCAUGGUGGCCGCCAUGCUGCGCGGCAGUGGAGACGAAGGGAGCGAGGGCCGUGUCCAGCUGGUCAAUCUGGAGAUGCCACACGAAACCGAGGCCGCCUAUGCUGCGUACGUCAACGGGCAGCUGGCCCGGAUCGCCAUUAUCAACAUGCAGCAACAUAAUUAUACCGGCAAUAAUGACAGCUCGGCGUCCCGUCCUUCGGCAUCGUAUCAAUUCCUUUUACCCGAGACCGAGGGAAAAUCCCUUUCGGUCCAACGGCUGCUGGCAAAUGGUAGCGACGCUAUCACGGGAAUUACCUGGGAUGGGUGGUCUUACAACUACGAGUUGAAGGGUGGUGCGCCAGUGCGACUGCACAAUGUCACGACUGGGGAGACCAUCGCGGUGGGAGCAAAGGGGGCGGUCGAGCUCGCAGUGCCUUGGUCGAGCGCUGUUAUCUUGAACCUAUAG